UUGCUUUGAUGAAAUGUUUUUUUAUUUAUUUUUCUUAUGUCAUUUAUGGCAAUCUUAUGAAUAUUCUAUUGAGUCAAUGAGUGAACAAAAGGGAACACAGUAUUAUGAGUAGUAAAUAUAUUUUAUUCUAUAUAUUUAUUGCUGCCUUUUCUCUAUAUAUUAUUAAAUGCUCGUUAAAUACUAUUACAAAGGAUUGCAUAAACAUAUUUAAAUUUAAAAAUCAUUCUCUAUUCGGGUUUCCUCUGGUAAUCCACCAGUCAUUGCACAUUUUGACAUCAAAUAAAGAUUUUCGUUAGUCAAAUAUUUUAAAGAAAUGAUCAUUCAACUCUUAAGGAGGUAUAAAUUUCUAGUGAAAAGGCAGAUAAUAAAUAUUUUGAAUAAAGUAUAGUCACAUACCCUUUAUGUAAUCCUUGAUUAGUUUUGGAUAAAUUUGAAGUAGUCACAUUUUUGAAAUGCCAUUUCUCGCCAUUUUCUAUCGCGUAGUCAUCUGACUAGGAAGGACAGGGAGGAGGCGUUACUCAUUAUGAUUAGUAUACUGCGCAUGCUUGAAAACAUGCCUUGAGGGAUCAUCCUGUUUCCUGAGGAUUCACAGGCAUCCUCACGCUAUACACUACCAAUUAACUAUGUUUUUGUAAUUAUAGUUGAUAUAUUCGAAAUGGCAAGUCUGCAAAUAAACUUUGAUAUUCUUCUUCUGUUGCUGAAAGCAUCUUCAAAGCAGCAAGUUUUAGAUAUUGUUGAAAAUGCUUUUAAAUAUCGAGAAAAAGAAUUACCUCCUAAUCAAAUUUUAAAACCUGUUGCAGAUUCUUUUGAAGUAGAUACAACAGAAGCUUCAAAGUUAUUUUCUGCAUUGGGUGAUUUCAUUAAAUUCAUAUUAUUUAAUGGAUACUCUACUUAUGAAAGCAUUAUAUCACUUUUUCCUGAAGAUUUUCAUAAAAACCUACGGGACUUAGUAUCAAAAAUAUUCAUUGAAAAAUUUUCAUCAUGGAAGACAGCAGCAAUAACUAACUCAGUGUCAGUGCCAAGACUAGUUGAAUAUGACUGGAGAGUUGAUUUAAAAAUGGCAUCUGGAAAGAUUGCUAGGAUGAGUGAGCCAACAUGUAUUUUAAAUUUGAAGGUACUUGAUCCUGUUUAUCCUGAAAAUCAGCCUGAUCACCUUCAAACUCUAAAUGUGGAACUGAGUAAAGAGAAAUUGGAUACAAUGCUUCAUGGCCUAGGACGUAUUAGAGAUCAAUUAUCCGCUGUUUCUAAGAAAUAAAUGUAUAUUCCAAUUAGUCAAUUAAAAUAUUCUAAUUGACAAUUGCAAAAAAAUAUAUAUAGUUUUUCUAAUUAAAAUCUGUAUGAGUCUUCAUAACCUAAUUACUUGAUGAAAAUUUGCAUAGCAGUUGAUAUGGUAAAAGAUUCAGAGGAUUCUGUUAUCAUUCUUCACUUAUGUGCACUUAGUAUCAUUAAGCUAUUAUUAGGUUCAUAAAAGUGGCUGAAACCGAAGACUUUUAAGAGGAUACUAAGUAAGAUCAUGGACAAUUAAAUGGCAGAACUUUCUAGGAAAUCAAUAUCAACUUGUGGAAGAAGUUUAUAACAAAUAUUUCGGUUUUGUAUCAUCAAAUUAUUAGAAGAUUUAACACAACAUUAUUAUAUAUGUUAGUAAAAUAUUAAAGCCAAUGUACUUGAAUGAUUAUUUAAGUACUUUUGUUAUGAAAACAUUCCUUUCAGAUGGUUUUUCUACGCAAUAAUUUGUUACCACUUAAUAGGUCUAAAGCAAAACUUCUUUCAAAGAUAAAAAGCAAAGUCUUCUCUUUGCUUUUUUAACAAACUUGUGGAUUUAUAUAUUCUUUAACAUAAUAUACCAAAGGCUUGAGAUUUUGACUGUUUUUAAAUAAUUAUUUGCUAUUGUUUGUUUGAGGAGGGGAAGUUUUUUUGGCCUACAAUGCAAAAAGUGAUCAAAAAGAAAAAGUUUGGGAACCAUUGCUCUAGCUCCAAUCGAGUAAUCUAGAUCAUGUUCAUUAGUGCACCGUGAAAUUGUAUCCACAAUCUUCUAUUUAAUUAAUUAAAAAAUCUUUGAAAAUGAA
Parasteatoda tepidariorum (common house spider) is the source of this 2066-nucleotide messenger RNA. RefSeq names its product COMM domain-containing protein 9. Lineage: Eukaryota; Metazoa; Arthropoda; Arachnida; Araneae; Theridiidae. The record is from RefSeq and is a predicted model, not a curated record.